ACUUCUGACAGUAGCAGUAUACUUUUAAUCUGGAAACGUAGUAAUUUAUUUUUGCAAAAUUCUGCAAUGUUGAUGGUGUUUUUAGUGGAAAAAUGAAGUGAAAUCCUGCAAAUUGUUGCAACGUUUCGUUCAUAUUAAAAUGUUUCUAAGGGAAGUAUGGAAAAAUUCCCUUUAAAACGUACCUCAGCAGGCCCUCAUCCGUCUUCCAGCUAUCAAGCAGUGAGCAAAAAGUACACAAACGGGCAUCCCUUGGAGAACGGACAAAACGGUGCGCCCUCAAGAGGGUUUCCAGAUGACGAAAUGAUCGACAUCCAGACCACUAACAGCGGCGACCACAGACAUACCCGAUUGGAGGACGAUGACGGAGUUUCUCAUUACUCAGUCUCCUACAGUGGAACCACCGACACUGCGGGCGAUAUUCCAGGAAUUGGACAGUAUGAUGACUUUCACACGAUCGACUGGCAACGGGAUAUUGCCAGGGAUCGGAUGCGGCACAGGCACAUAGUGAAGAAGAAGCAGGAUUCUUUUUGGAACCUGCUGGAAGGAGCGCACGAUGCCUGGUCGGGCUGGUUGUGUGUUUUAUUGGUUGGGCUGUGUACCGGUGCAGUUGCCGGUGUGAUCGACAUCGGAGCCAGCUGGAUGACCGAUCUGAAAUUCGGGAUUUGUCCCCAAGCGUUCUGGCUGAACCGGGAACAGUGCUGUUGGUCCAACGAAACUAGCUUUGAAACUGGAAACUGCACCCAGUGGCGAACCUGGCCAGAAAUCCUCGGACAGGCCAAGUCAGGCGCCGGCCCGUACAUUAUUUCCUAUCUAAUCUACUUCACCUGGGCCCUGCUCUUUGCGGCGCUUUCAGCAUCUCUGGUGCGGAUGUUCGCCCCUUAUGCGUGCGGCUCCGGUAUUCCAGAGAUAAAAACCAUCCUGAGUGGCUUCAUCAUACGGGGCUACCUGGGCAAGUGGACCCUUUUAAUCAAAAGCGUCGGUUUAAUACUGUCGGUGUCAGCAGGCCUAAGUCUGGGCAAAGAAGGCCCCAUGGUUCACAUCGCUUGCGCUAUCGGCAAUAUUCUCUCGUACCUGUUUCCAAAGUACGGCAAAAAUGAGGCGAAAAAGCGGGAAAUCUUGUCGGCGUCUGCGGCCGCUGGAGUUUCCGUGGCCUUUGGAGCGCCCAUCGGGGGAGUGCUAUUUAGCUUGGAGGAAGUCAGUUACUACUUCCCGCUGAAAACCUUGUGGAGAUCCUUCUUUUGCGCCUUAAUAGCGGCGUUCAUCCUCAGGUCGAUUAAUCCAUUCGGAAACGAGCACUCUGUGCUGUUUUACGUGGAGUACAACAAGCCGUGGAUAUUCUUCGAGCUGAUCCCUUUCAUCGGCCUGGGAGUUAUAGGGGGCGUAAUAGCGACGAUAUUUAUCAAAGGGAACCUGUACUGGUGCCGAUACAGGAAGUACUCAAAACUGGGCCAGUAUCCAGUGACGGAAGUUCUGGUGAUUACAGCCCUGACUGCUCUGAUCGCCUUCCCCAACCCCUACACCAGAAUGAACACUAGUGAGCUGAUCUACUUGCUGUUCAGCCAAUGCGGGAUCGCAAACUCCGACCCCAUAUGCGACUACAAUAGAAAUUUCACGAACGUAAAAUCCGCCAUAGAUCUAGCAGCCGCCGGGCCAGGGGUUUAUAAUGCCAUCUGGUUGCUGAUCAUUGCGCUGAUCCUCAAGUUGGUGAUGACAAUAUUCACGUUCGGCAUGAAGGUUCCUUGUGGGCUGUUUAUCCCGUCGCUGUGCCUAGGAGCGAUUGUGGGCAGAAUUGUCGGCAUUCUCAUGGAGCAGCUCGCCUACAACUACCCGAAAAAUUGGUUCUUUAGCGGCGAAUGUUCCAGUGGAGAGGACUGCAUCACGCCCGGCUUAUAUGCAAUGGUGGGUGCUGCAGCAGUUUUGGGCGGCGUCACCCGGAUGACUGUCUCUUUAGUGGUGAUCAUGUUCGAAUUAACCGGCGGGGUGCGUUAUAUUGUGCCCCUAAUGGCCGCCGCUAUGGCCAGCAAGUGGGUUGGAGACGCGCUGGGUCGCCAGGGAAUUUACGACGCUCACAUCGCCCUAAACGGUUAUCCUUUCCUGGAUUCAAAGGACGAGUUCCAACAUACCAGUCUGGCUGCCGAUGUGAUGCAACCGAAACGCAAUGAAACUUUGAGUGUGAUAACUCAGGAUUCGCUCACAGUGGACGACAUCGAGGCCCUGCUAAAGGACACUGAACACAACGGUUAUCCAGUCGUGGUGUCCAGAGAUUCGCAAUAUCUGGUUGGGUUUGUGCUGAGGAAAGAUCUCAACUUGGCCAUCGCCAAUGCAAAGCGGAUGGUGGAUGGAAUCUGCGGCCAAUCGCUAGUGCUCUUCACCAGCGGCAACCCGCCUCAAACGCUGGGACCGCCGCCGCUUAAAUUGAAGAAAAUCCUGGAUAUGGCGCCGAUCACCAUUACGGAUCAGACGCCUAUGGAAACGGUAGUGGAUAUGUUCAGAAAAUUGGGGCUGCGCCAGACUCUAGUCACACACAAUGGGAGAUUAUUAGGUGUAAUAACGAAAAAGGACGUGCUGCGCCACAUAAAACAAAUGGACAAUGAAGACCCGAACUCCGUUCUAUUUAAUUAAGUUCUUUAAUUAUUCUAAUAGUGAUUCUAAUUCCCCCACAUUACUUAUUCAGUCCUUAAUUUUAGUUCAAUUAACUCCUUUAUAGUAUUUAUUUUAUUGAUGCGUUGUCGGCUUUAGCAGGUGAGAUUAGUUAUUGUUUAGUUAUUAUUGAGAUGCUGCAGUCGCAGACUGGGCCCUGUUUGGAUUUAUUGUGUAUUUUUACUUCGCCUUGAGGGUGGCCCCGUUUUUCAACUUUUGGCUGGUUGUUUAUCAGAAACGCUUAACUUAUUUAACUAGUGUGUUUCAUAUGGACUUGGACACAUACAAACAUCUAUUUGGUGAUCGUUGGGAACUACUAAAAGUACUUUUGAAGGUCCGUGUCUUCCCCCUGGGUCAAUUCUUCAGUCGAAAGCCAAACCCUUAUAGAAAUCUCCUACAUUAUGUAUAUAAGUGAUUGUGUCUGAUUGUACUAUUGCAGCACUGUUAUGAAAUUGAUAUAAACCACACGAUGUAUAUUUUUAUGUAUAUGUUAUUUGUAAUGGAAUCGAAUGCUCAUGUUCAUUCAAGGAAUGUAAAUGUUUUUACAAGCA
Molecule: messenger RNA, 3191 nt
Organism: Dendroctonus ponderosae (mountain pine beetle)
Lineage: Eukaryota; Metazoa; Arthropoda; Insecta; Coleoptera; Curculionidae
Gene: ClC-c
Product: H(+)/Cl(-) exchange transporter 5
Exons: 15
Coding region: 157-2622 (821 amino acids)
Biological process (GO): chloride transport; transmembrane transport
Cellular component (GO): synaptic vesicle; membrane; Golgi apparatus
Molecular function (GO): voltage-gated chloride channel activity
Source: RefSeq, a predicted model, not a curated record